CGAAUUCGACUGCCAGUGCCUAUGCGGCCCUUAAUUGACCAUCUUUAGGUGUCGUCGCAGCCUUGCAGGGCAUCAAUCGCCCCGCCGAGGUCGAAUCUCAGCAGGCCGACCAGCUGAAAGCUCGACGACGCUCGAAGCAGCUUGCAGGCCAUGGAGGUACUUUCAACUUGACAAAAGACCGUCAAAAGUUCGAGCAUGAUAUUACUCACACCCCAACGCACUACUAUAUACAAAGUGUAAUCUCCCCGCGACUUGGUCCUUCGUAACGGCUCACUGCUUCACCUUUCACAUCAUCCUGAGUCCGUACCUGCAUAUUGCGGACAUCAGAGACCCCGACCACUAUUCUUGAUCCCUCUCCACUGACGCUUGGAUUUUGACGCCACUGGCCUGGAUCAGAAGGGCCACUCACAAUCACCCUCGUAUUUUGACAUACAGCGACUCGCCACAUUGUCGCCCUGCACGCACCAUGUGGGCGCAGAGUCAUGCGUUCACAGUCGCUACUCCUUCUCGGUUUACUGGUCCACCUACCUAUAUGCUCGAGACAGCUGGGCCUGACACCAACGGCCUAGCAAUACCUAUGACAGGUAUUCCUAGUGGCGCACUUCCACACCGAAGUCCACCCUCGUUCUCGAUCUCGCCAGCCUCGGCACGUCGGAAAAGAGCUAGCAAGCCAAAAGUACGGACCGGUUGCAAAACGUGUAAAAUACGGCGUAUCAAAUGUGAUGAGACCAAACCAAGCUGUAAACGAUGCACCUCCACAGGUCGGAAGUGUGAUGGAUAUGACUUUCCUAAAGAGACGACAAAAAGUACAUCAAGCUCGUUGACAGUAUCGCCACCACAACGGUCGAAUGUGACCAUUCAACACAUAUUUCAACCCGGGUCAAUCUCCAAGCCGUUUCAAGGCGACACCCAGCAACGUCGUAUAUUUCACCGCUUCCAAUACUGUACUGUGCCUGCCUUUGCUGGCGGAUCCGAGUCCGGUUUUUGGACGCAAUUAGUCCUGAAGGUGGGCCAGGAAGAAUCCAUCGUCCGUAACGCCAUUAUAGCGUUGGGGACGCUUCACGAGGACUAUCAAGACCGUCGUGGGAAGUAUUCGGCCAAGCUCACCGACGACGCAGGCUUUCGACACGCCCUAAAGCUAUACGGGGACGCUUUGCGGGACCUGAAUCAGCGACUAAAUAAGCCCUCCACAGGCAACGCCAAGCUCGCCAUCAUUUCGAGUAUAUUAUUUGCCUGCUUUGAAGUCCUUCGUCGCAAUAAUAUGGCUGCCGUCAUCCAUUAUCAACAGGGAAUGAGAGCACUGAUCCGUCAAAUGAACCUCCCAGAGAACAACGAGAGUGCACUCGCAACUUAUUCAACACACCAGCAAACUGGCAGUCAAGCCACCUUCCGGGAAGUCCCAAACGAUGAACUCGAUGAGCUGUUACGAGUCUUUGCACGAUAUGACAUCCAAGCAUGUACCUUUUCCAAAGAUACCGCCGAGCGUCUAGUGACCCACGUCAGCCCCAUACCACGGGUACUCCCAACAGAUCUGACAUUGGGGCAAGUCCGGAACCACCUGGACAAUCUGUUGGUUGCCGUGUAUCAGCUCGUCAAAUCAGAUCUGCGCAUGUAUCGCUACUGGCAGGCACAACUGGUACCACUGGAGUGGCGAACCCAACGAGAAGAGGGAUUACAGACAUUCGAUACAUGGACCGCGGCUUUGGAAAACUUCUUCGAAACCCAAGCCCCUAGACUGACACCCUCUGACAUUAAAAGUCUGCUGGGACUGAGAUUACAGAUGCAAACGGCAGUCAUGAUGCUCAGGGUGUGUAUAGAUGCUGGGCCCGAAAGCACAUUUGAUGCCUAUAAGGACGAAUUUGAGGACAUGGUGUCCAAGGUUGAACAAAUGACUUCGGCACUUAGCAUGAUGGAAGCCCAUCCCCUAGAGGUUGAGUCAACGCCAUUCACCAUGGAAUUGGGCGUCAUCCAUCCUCUGUUCUUCGUUGCUUGCAGGUGCCGAGACUGGGACAUCCGACGUCGAGCAAUUGCUCAGCUGAAGAGAGUCGGCAAAGAAGGUGUCUGGGAAGGACCUAUCAUGGCUGUGUUGGGACAACGGAUCAUGGAGCUGGAAGAGGAAGGACUGUCUCAUGGGCAACUAGUCCCAGAGGCACAGCGAUUCCACGAAAUCAAGAAGAAUGUCGACUAUGAUGGCCGUCAGAUAUAUUUGGAAGCUACGAAGGCACUGGACAACACCUGGAAGAAUUUCUCAAUCCAUAGGGAGCUCGUCCCCUUCUGAAAGAGUACUUCAUCUGAACUGAGCGUGGCGUUCUUGGGCUCGACAGUUUUCACGAGCAACUCGAAGCAUCUACUAGAAGCAUCAACAUGCGAGCUUCACAUGACGACCGGAAAUUGAAUAAUGACGUUUUGAUAAGGGGUCCACCGCAUUCCAGGCGAAUGGAGAAGAGAGAGCAGAGUAGCUGACCCUGAGUAGAAACUUGCGAAGUCGUCGACUAUCGUGGUGCAUCGUUUACACAGGACAAGUUGCUGGAAAGCACCACUAGUUAUAGUGCAGUAUUUGACCCCAGAUUAGAUCAACAGGAGUGCAUGAGCAUCGGAGAAUUUUAAGUCUUGAGAGAAAGGCACAAGGACCCUGGAGAGGCGGCGGAUGGCGG
Exophiala viscosa is the source of this 2654-nucleotide messenger RNA. RefSeq lists its product as uncharacterized. Gene Ontology annotation, biological process: regulation of DNA-templated transcription. The coding region runs from base 467 to 2278 and encodes 603 amino acids. Gene Ontology annotation, molecular function: zinc ion binding; DNA-binding transcription factor activity, RNA polymerase II-specific. The transcript is spliced from 3 exons. NCBI's taxonomy places the organism in Eukaryota, Fungi, Ascomycota, Eurotiomycetes, Chaetothyriales, Herpotrichiellaceae. The record is from RefSeq and is a predicted model, not a curated record.